GGUUAAAAGACUUGGACUUCAAUGUGCAGAAGACGACUCCAGAAGACCUUCGCAAUUGGGAUCCGAAACUCAGCCAAACAACAAUCUUUUUGCUGAGGUAAACCCGUAAAUCCCUUCUGAAUCCGAGGGUUUCUCCGGUGAUUCAAAUCAGAUGCUUGCCGUCCGGUCCACCGCCAUGAAACUAUGAAAUGGAGGCAUGACAGUGGAAGCGUACUUCGAACGCUGGCUGUUGAAGGAGAGUUAGCCGCUCGGCUACCGUCUUUUCUCCGGCGAGCGGCGGAUGGUAAGUCGUGAGGUAGAAGAAGGGGGGUUUCGAGAGAUCUUCUGCGUCGCAGAAGAGGAUAUUAAAUCAGCAAAUUCUGUAAGAAAAGAAUAAAAAUUUGACGUUAUGGACGAGAAAACAGCGAUGAAUGUGGAGUUUCUGCGAGCAAGGUUACUUUCUGAAAGAAUUGUUUCUAAAACUGCAAGACAGAGAGCAGAAAUGCUGUCUCAAAGGGUUAUUGAGUUAGAAGAACAGCUCAGGAUGGUGAAUAUCCAGAGGAAGAAAGCCGAGAAGGCGGCUGAAGAAGUUCUCUCCAUACUUGAAACUCAAGGAAUCACAUGUGUCUCAGGGUUAACUGAUUCGAGUGCCGACGAAAAAAACAAUCUGUUUACUGACCAAGAGAGUAGUCAGUGUAUAAUUAGCGAGGAUGUUAAAGAUGAUAAAUCUCUUACUUCUUCGAGAAUGGAUCGAAGUGAGGUUGUCGAUGGCUUGUCGUGUUCAGAUAUCGAUGGUUCUCCCUCUGUUUACCGUCGCUUAUCCUGGAAAAGCCAUGCGAGUUCCUUAGAUUCACAGGAGAAGGUGAAAACGAAGCAGAAUAGGUGUAGACAGAGGAGCAGCUUCGCCGGUGCUCCAAAAUCCUCCCCGAGACGCCCGGGAAAGUCAUGUCGUAAGAUUAAGAAGUCGGAUGUAGGAUCAGCUUCAGAGAAUGAAUUACAGAAACCCAGCCUUCCUCAUGCUCAUGGAGAUGGAGUUACAGCACAUUCUGAUGAUUUUGAUGAGAAACAUGAAUACCCUUUAGAAGUUUCUGAAACCAAAAUGAACAAAUCUUCUCUCGAUUCCUCAUUACCAUUUCGUCCUGACGGACGAAAUAGAGAAAGUGAAAAUGGAGGAAACGACGAAAUGGAAAGAGCUUUGGAGCAGCAGGCUCAGCUUAUCACUCAGUUCCAAGCCAUGGAGAAUGCUCAGAAGGAAUGGGAGGAGAAGUUUAAUGGGACAGAGAUGUCAAUGCUGGACAAUCAUGAACCUGUUAACCAGAUUAAUAUGGUCCAAAACAGCAACUGCUCUGUCGACUCGAAAGUUCCUCGACACGAAGACGAAAAAAUAAGUGUUAAAGGCACUUCUUUCACCGAGGAUAAAAAUGUCGCAAGAUGCAAAAACUGUGAAAUGACCAACAAAAAAGUAAAUGGUGAUAAUUUCUCGGAAGGUGCAUCACCGACUUCGGCAUCAAGUCCCGGCAGAACCGGUCCAAAUGGCCACGACAACAGCUUGUCAAACCCAAUGUAUGGAUCUUCUUCCCUUAAUGCGAUUGAAGCUACUUCUAAAGCAUCGAAAGUGCCGCCGCUACAUGGCUCUAAUUUGACAAACAAAGCACGUCUCGAGCCAAGCUUUACGAAAUCUAAAGAGCUCUAUGCUCCAGAUAAUCGAAAAAACCUUCGUGGAUUUGAAAAACCGGUAAUCCGGCAUGAACAAGCUCAUACUUUAUCAAUCAAGAAACUCACCCCUAUUACCGACGAAAUGAUAUCUCGACCGAUUGGCACGAACUUGGGAUGUGUGCUGCAGUCGCUUCAGCAAGCUCAGAUAUCUAUAAAUCAUGAACUUGUUAGAAGGCCUAAUUCUCCAAUGAAGCCUAAUGUUCCAAUUGAUUCUUCAGCGUUGUUCAGGUUACCAUCAGAUUCUUAUCCCCAAGCUCUCUCUGGAAUGAACCUCUAUGGUUCUGGAUUAAGAUUAGCUGCUACCCGUCUCGAUCUCGGGAUGGGUAACGAAUAUCCAAAUCAAUUCUCCUCUCCUUAUGCUGGAGCUGGAUCGAAACUUUCUUCUACGAAGGAUUACGAUGUUCAAUACCCCUCGAGUCCGUAUACUCAUGCUCACAAGGUGCAUACAAACCGCAACCCGGCUGGGUUUGUUGAAUCCGCAUCUCCAGUUUCGUCCGCCGAGCAGCAUUUUGAUCGACGCUCGAGCUCGAGUUUCUCAGUCUCUUCUCCCGGCAGAUAUCCUCUUUAUCUCCCUGAUUUGUCGUCAGAUAGACCGACUUUCCAGCAUGUACCCUUGAAGUCUUCUUCAGAUUUGAGAAUUAGAAAGCCUUACAAUGAUGGAUACAAUUAUGGCAGAACAACACCUUCUCCAAUCUGAGAAGCAAACUUAUGAAGGUGGCAGAAGGUUAUAUACAUUAAUGGUGAGGUUUUCUUAUGCAACUUAUAGAAGAAGUCUGAAUUCUUUUAUGAAUUUGUCAGUGAAACUAUUGCUUUUGUUGCCUCUUCUGUGAUUAUUUUAAAACUAUGAUGUUUUUUUUACCUGCA
This is a messenger RNA of Phalaenopsis equestris, 2559 nucleotides long. RefSeq lists its product as uncharacterized. NCBI's taxonomy places the organism in Eukaryota, Viridiplantae, Streptophyta, Magnoliopsida, Asparagales, Orchidaceae. The transcript is spliced from 5 exons. Bases 389 to 2392 code for a protein of 667 amino acids. The record is from RefSeq and is a predicted model, not a curated record.